AUGAAGAAGAUCACCAUCCUGUCGCUCGGUAUGGUGGCCAUUGACGCUGUGCGUGCGGCUUCAGCAGCUCAGUAUGAGGCGGUUCCAGCUGUUGUUAUUCACCCGCUCGAAGCCAAAUGGGCCCUCCACGUGAACUCAGUCUCAGGAAACCCGCCCAUGUUCAAAGACCGUCCCAUUGUUGGCCUCACCGAGUGCACUAUCGACGGCGUGCCUCAGAACCACACUCCCCAGUCGACAAUCCACCUAGCACCUUCCUUCGGCCUUGAGAACUUCACAAUCCAUCCUCCGUCCGACCCCGUGAUCGUCUAUCUCUCAAAGUUCGGCGAUUCGGAAGGCUCCCGCUACAGCCUCGCUGGCGUUUAUCCAGACAGCACCAACUGGCUCGACAUCUACUUCGUCGCAGAGUACGUUCUCCCCGCGCCGAAUGACUUCAUCGUCAUGGGCUGGUCUACUAUCUUCGGGGAUCGCGAUUGUCCGCAAGGUCUUCGCUGCGACACACUGAGCUGGAUCAUCCAACAAGAGGGCGAGAAGAAGAUCCUAAGGCCAAGAGCUGAAGCGGGAGCUUGGGACGCGGUGAAGACGAAGGAAGGCCGUGGUUGGCGCGUUGUCUGGAAGGUGGACAAGGCUACUGUGCAUCAGGAGGUGGAGAUCUUAGUGGUGAGUGUCGACAGGUAA
This is a messenger RNA of Didymosphaeria variabile, 675 nucleotides long. RefSeq lists its product as uncharacterized. Bases 1 to 675 code for a protein of 224 amino acids. NCBI's taxonomy places the organism in Eukaryota, Fungi, Ascomycota, Dothideomycetes, Pleosporales, Didymosphaeriaceae. The transcript is spliced from 3 exons. The record is from RefSeq and is a predicted model, not a curated record.